Molecule: messenger RNA, 5933 nt
Organism: Chaetura pelagica (chimney swift)
Lineage: Eukaryota; Metazoa; Chordata; Aves; Apodiformes; Apodidae
Gene: ZNF236
Product: zinc finger protein 236
Exons: 32
Coding region: 107-5704 (1865 amino acids)
Biological process (GO): regulation of transcription by RNA polymerase II
Cellular component (GO): nucleus
Molecular function (GO): RNA polymerase II cis-regulatory region sequence-specific DNA binding; DNA-binding transcription factor activity, RNA polymerase II-specific
Source: RefSeq, a predicted model, not a curated record
GAUACUGAAUACAGAAAACAGUAAUUUUCCCCACCAAGUACCUGACUUCCAUAAGUGUGAGAUCUGUUUACUGUCUUUUCCAAAAGAGACUCAGUUCCAGCGCCACAUGAGGGAUCAUGAGCAAAAUGACAAGCCUCACAGAUGUGACCAGUGUCCGAUGUCAUUUAAUGUUGAAUUCAACUUGACACUUCAUAAAUGUACUCACAAUGGUGAAGAUCCUACGUGUCCUGUGUGCAACAAGAAAUUCUCCAGAGUAGCCAGUCUGAAAGCUCAUAUAAUGCUACAUGAGAAAGAAGAGAAUCUUAUCUGUUCAGAGUGUGGAGAUGAAUUUACUUUACAGAGUCAGCUGUCUAUACACAUGGAAGAACAUCGUCAAGAAUUGGCAGGCAGUAGGAUCCACAGCUGCAAGUCUUGCAAAAAAGAAUUUGAAACUUCCUCACAGCUAAAGGAGCAUAUGAAAACGCACUUUAAAAUAAGGGUAUCAAAUACCAGAUCUUAUAACAGAAACAUUGACAGAAGUGGGUUUACCUAUUCCUGUCCUCACUGUGGAAAGACGUUCCAGAAACCAAGUCAGUUAACACGACAUGUUAGAAUACACACAGGUGAAAGACCUUUUAAAUGCAGUGAAUGUGGAAAAGCCUUUAACCAGAAGGGGGCAUUGCAGACCCAUAUGAUCAAGCACACUGGUGAAAAACCCCAUGCUUGUGCCUUUUGUCCUGCAGCCUUUUCUCAGAAAGGCAAUCUUCAGUCACACAUACAGAGAGUUCAUUCAGAGGUGAAGAAUGGCCCUACAUACAACUGUACAGAAUGUAGCUGUGUCUUCAAAAGCCUGGGCAGUUUAAAUACACAUAUCAGCAAGAUGCACAUGGGUGGUCCACAGAAUUCUGCAAGCUCUUCAACAGAUGUAUCUCAUGUCACAGCAGAUUCUGUCACUCAGCCUUUAACUACAUCACCUGCUAAUCUUUUGCAACCUGUUGAUAAUAAAUGGAAAAAUGCCACACAUUUUCGGUCUCCACUUCUUCAACAGACAGAAAACCAGGUGUCUUCAGGUACUGCUCAUCAGGGUCAGCAGGCUGUAACUGAUGUCAUCCAGCAGCUCCUUGAAUUAUCAGAACCAGUUCCUGUAGAAAAUAACCAGCCUCAACAACCAGGUCAGCAACUCAACAUUGCAGUGGGAAUCAACAGAGAUAUUUUGCAGCAAGCUUUAGAAAACAGUGGGUUGUCUUCGAUUCCUGUUUCUGCACAUUCUACUGACUGCAACCAGGCCAAGACUCCUGGGGCCCAGGAUCAGAACCCAGAUGUCCCGACUCUCUCAAAUCAUCAGGCUGACUCUAAUAAUGCAGAACAAGAUAAGGAACAAGAGAGUACGGAUAAACUGGAUAAAAAAGAAAAAAAGGUUAUUAAGAAAAAAUCACCGUUUUUACCUGGCUCUAUACGUGAAGAAAAUGGAAUAAGGUGGCAUGUUUGUCCAUACUGCUCUAAAGAAUUUAAGAAGCCCAGUGAUCUGGUGCGCCACAUUCGCAUUCAUACCCAUGAGAAGCCGUUCAAGUGUCCCCAGUGUUUUCGCGCCUUUGCUGUCAAGAGUACUCUCACAGCACACAUAAAAACACAUACAGGCAUUAAAGCUUUCAAGUGCCAAUUUUGUAUGAAAUGCUUUUCCACCUCAGGGAGUUUAAAAGUUCAUAUUCGUCUACAUACAGGUGUUAGGCCUUUUGCUUGUCCUCACUGUGACAAAAAGUUUAGAACAUCAGGCCACCGGAAAACUCAUAUUGCUUCACAUUUUAAACACACUGAACUACGAAAGCUGAGACAUCAACGUAAACCUGCAAAAGUUCGAGUAGGAAAGACGAGUGUUCCAGUACCAGACAUUCCUUUGCAAGAGCCCAUACUCAUAACCGAUUUAGGUCUUAUCCAGCCAAUCCCAAGGAACAGCCAGUUCUUCCAAAAUUAUUUUAACAAUAAUUUUGUGAAUGAUGGAGACAGACCAUACAAAUGUUUUUAUUGCCAUCGAGCCUAUAAAAAAUCUUGUCAUCUUAAGCAGCACAUCAGGUCACAUACUGGUGAAAAGCCAUUUAAGUGCUCUCAAUGUGGAAGAGGUUUUGUGUCAGCUGGAGUUCUGAAAGCACAUAUUAGAACACACACUGGAUUGAAAGCUUUUAAGUGUCUUAUAUGCAACGGGGCCUUCACUACUGGUGGUAGCCUCAGGCGACAUAUGGGGAUCCAUAAUGACCUGCGGCCGUAUAUGUGUCCAUAUUGCCAAAAAACAUUCAAAACAUCACUAAACUGUAAGAAACACAUGAAGACUCAUAGAUAUGAACUUGCACAGCAACUUCAGCAGCAUCAGCAGUCUGCUUCAAUAGGUGAUUCUACAGUAGAUCAGCAGAGCAUUCAUGUUUCUACACAGAUGCAAGUGGAGAUUGAAAGUGAUGAGCUGCAGCAGUCAGAAGCUGUUGCAACAGAUCAGCAGGCUAUUUUAGAGUUGGACCAGCAGCCAGUAGUAGGCACAGAAGAAACAGCACUUGAACAACAAUUGGCUGAUCAGCCUUUAGAGCAAGAUGAGGAUAGAUUUGUGACAUCCCAGCAUGCUUUACAGGAAAACAUCACCCAAUUUGAACAACAAGCUGUAACACAGCAGCCAUUUGAUCAACAGGGCUUACCACAAGGUUUUCCAGUGAAUGAUAGCUACAAUCAACAGCCUCAAUUUCCAGCUGUACAGCAGUUGCAGGAUUCAAGCACACUUGAAUCUCAGGCUCUUUCAACGAGUUACCAUCCACCAGCCCUUCUUCAGGUUCCAAAUACAGACACUAUUAAUGUAACUACUCGUUUGAUACAAGAUCAGUCAUCACAAGAAGAGCUAGAAUUACACACCCAAAGGCCACAUUUUCUUGAGGAUAAUGAAGAUCAAAGCAGGCGUUCAUAUAGAUGUGAAUAUUGCAACAAGGGUUUUAAGAAAUCCAGCCAUUUGAAACAACAUGUACGGUCACACACUGGUGAGAAACCUUAUAAAUGCCAACUCUGUGGCCGUGGCUUUGUUUCCUCAGGAGUUCUUAAGUCACAUGAGAAGACACAUACAGGAGUUAAAGCAUUCAGCUGUAGCAUUUGCAAUACCUCCUUCACAACUAAUGGCAGCCUUACCAGGCACAUGGCAACUCACAUGAGCAUGAAGCCUUACAAGUGCCCAUUCUGUGAUGAAAGCUUUCGAACAACUGUUCACUGCAAAAAACAUAUGAAAAAACAUCAGGCAGUCUCCUCAGCUGUAGCAGCAGCUACAGAAACAGGAGGAGGAGUUGCAUGUGCUGAAGAUGAUGAUGAAAACCUUGAAAGAACUUCUAGAAAAUCUAGGCCUGGUGUCAUAACUUUUACAGAAGAAGAAACAGCGGAACUGGCAAAGAUUAGGCCUAGAGAAAGUGCCACUGUCUCAGAAAAAGUUCUUGUCCAGUCUGCUGCAGAGAAAGACAGAAUUAGUGAGAUCAAAGAUAAGCAAGCAGAACUGGAAGCAGAGCCCAAAUAUGCCAACUGCUGCAGUUAUUGCCCUAAAAGCUUUAAAAAACCCAGUGAUUUAGUCAGGCAUGUUCGUAUCCAUACUGGAGAGAAGCCAUAUAAGUGUGAAGAAUGUGGAAAGAGUUUCACUGUAAAAUCCACUCUGGAUUGUCAUGUAAAAACACACACAGGCCAGAAGCUCUUCAGUUGUCAUGUAUGCAGUAAUUCUUUUUCUACAAAAGGGAGUCUAAAAGUUCACAUGCGUCUGCAUACAGGAGCAAAGCCCUUCAAAUGUCCACACUGUGAUUUACGGUUUCGUACUUCAGGGCGCAGAAAAACCCACAUACAGUGUCAUUAUAAACCAGAGACAAAGAAGGUUAGGAAGCCUGUCGCCCGUACUUCAGCUGAGGGACUACAGCCUGUUAGUCUUCUUAAUUCAUCUUCAACAGACCCUAAUGUUUUCAUCAUGAAUAACUGUCAAUUUGAUCAAAAUUUACUUCAACAAGGACUCGUGGGCCAGGCUAUCCUGCCUGCUUCAGUGUCAGCUGGAGGUGACUUAACUGUGUCCUUGACAGAUGGUAGCUUGGCCACUCUUGAAGGAAUACAGCUACAACUUGCUGCUAAUCUGGUUGGACAAAAUGUUCAAAUUUCUGGAAUAGAUACCACCAGUAUUAACAACAUAACAUUGCAGAUCGAUCCAAGUAUUCUACAGCAGACGUUACAACAGAGUAAUUUACUUGCACAGCAGCUCACUGGAGAUCCCAGCAUGGCUCCACAGAAUUCCUCCCUCCAGGCAACAGAAAAUGCAGUGCCAGCUAAUGUGGUGAUUCAGCCCAUAUCAGGCCUGUCCUUGCAGCCCACAGUAACAUCAGCAGCUAACAUGACAAUAGGAUCCUUAUCUGAGCAAGACUCAGUGCUGACAACCAGCACUAGUGGUGCACAGGACAUCUCUCAGGUCAUGACUUCACAGGGUAUGGUAUCAUCCUCAAGUGGACAACAUGAGAUAACAUUGACCAUAAAUAAUUCCAGUUUGAGUCAAGUUCUAGCUCAUGCUUCAGGUUCUACUACUACAAGCUCAUCAGGAAGUCCUCAAGAAAUCACUCUUACAAUAUCUGGCCAAGAUCUUAUUCAGCAUAAUUCUGGAAGCAGUGAUCUGAAUAGUGGCUUAAGGCUGACAGCACCAACCAUCAACAGUCAGACUACAGGUGCUACAUUAACUAUAAGCAACGAUCAGCUUCUUUCUCAGGGCAGUUCACUAAAUUCUCCAGAACUUAAUACAACAGGUGGAACCAGCCUUCCUUCCACUACACCCAUAUCUCAGUCUACAGUUUCUGCCCAGAAUUUGGUAAUGUCUUCAUCGGGAGUUGGAGGAGAUGGUAGUGUCACCUUGACUCUUGCUGACACUCAGGGAAUGUUGUCAGGUGGUCUUGAUGCUGUUACCCUUAAUAUCACUUCACAGGGUCAGCAGUUCCCUGCCAUACUCACAGAUUCUGGUCUCACCAGCCAAAGUGGGUCAGGCUCACAGCAAGUCAUACUGGUGAGCCAUACACCCCACUCAGCAUCUGCAAACUCUGAUGAGAUAACAUAUCAGGUGACAGAGGUUUCUCCUAGUGUGACUAAGAGCAGUCAAGCAGAAAAAGAAAGUCGUGUGCACCAGUGUUUUGAGUGUAGUCAGACCUUUUCUUCAGCCACCAUGUUGAUGCACCACAGUAAAGAGGUCCAUGGCAAGGAGAGAAUACAUGUUUGCCAUGUCUGCAAUAAAGCAUUUAAGCGGGCAACACAUCUCAAGGAACACAUGCAAACCCAUCAGGCUGGACCGUCACUGAGUUCCCAGAAGCCUCGAGUGUUUAAGUGUGAUACUUGUGAAAAAGCUUUCGCUAAGCCAAGCCAGCUGGAGAGACACAGUCGCAUUCACACAGGGGAACGGCCAUUUCAGUGUACACUAUGUGAAAAGGCUUUUAACCAGAAGAGCGCUCUUCAAGUCCACAUGAAAAAACACACAGGAGAGAGGCCUUACAAAUGUGAUUACUGUGCAAUGGGAUUCACACAGAAGAGCAAUAUGAAACUGCAUAUGAAACGGGCUCAUGGUUACUCUGGUCCUGUUCAGGAGCCUGCUAGUCAUCAAGAACAAGAAGGGGAAGAUAUUAGUCGUGCUCUGAAUUUAGAAGAAGUGGUACAAGAAUCUUCAAAUGAAUGGCAAAGUAUUGGCAAUGUUUUUCGAUGACACAUCAAAAUUUGAAAGCUAAAAAUGUGUCUGGGAAUCAAAUUUCUCAAAACAAAUAUUCAGAAAAGUAAAAGAUGAAUUUUACAUGUAAAGCUUCAAGCAUUGAAAAUAUUAAGGAUAGAAUAAUAUAUUACAGUUUUUUUGAUUAUUUACAGAAAUUACCUAAAAGAGUCAUUCUUUUUUUAAGCUUGUAGAAGAGUAUUGCAAAAACGUCAUUUAAUCUGUGCUA